This is a messenger RNA of Symbiodinium natans, 1179 nucleotides long. The record is from the annotation of a GenBank genome assembly. Lineage: Eukaryota; Dinophyceae; Suessiales; Symbiodiniaceae.
AUGGAACCGCCGACGAAGCGGGCUUGCACAGCAGCCUGCAGUUUGUCUUCUCUUCGUGGCACCGCAACUGCAGCUGUCCAUGCAGACACCUUGGCGGUGGAAGAGGAGGCUAUGCCAGCAUGGGCAUUCUCUACAGCUGAGGAUGUGGCGCCCCCACUCAGCCUCAGCACAACCUUCACAGUCCCAGACAGCGGCCAGGGACACAUCUACAGCCGCAUCUCUGCGCCCACGCGGAGCCGCUGCGAAACUCUCUUGGGGAGCAUCGAGGGCAGCGAGGAGCAGCCGGCCCAUGCUGUGCUGUACAGCUCGGGCCUGGCUGCUGCUUUUGCACUGUUUGCACACUUCCUGCCCACGCGGGUCUUCAUUUCUGGCGGCUACCACGGGACACAUCAGGUUCUGGGCCAACUUCAGAAGAUCUCAGUGGGAGGCCGCUGCAAGUGUGAGCCCUUGCCGAGUCCUGGAGAGCUGGCAUCAUCUUUGAAGUCCGGUGAUCUCAUCUGGUUGGAGACGCCUCUGAAUCCCUCCUGCGAUGUGGCUGACAUCAAAGCCUACGUGGCGGCAGCAAGGGGCUGUCCCGGCGUCCAUGUGGCUGUGGAUGGCACGUUCGCACCGCCACCGCUGCAGCGGCCCCUGCUGCUGGGUGCAGAUGCUGUGAUGCACGCUACCACCAAGUCCCUGGCAGGGCACUCCGAUGCGCUGGGGGGCGCCGUUUGCGUCGCCAGCGCCGAGGUAGCGGAUCAACUGAGGAAGGACCGGAUGGCACUUGGCUCAACGCCCGGGAGCCUGGAGGUCUGGCUGCUGCUCCGUUCUCUGCGCACCUUGCACCUGCGGGUGCAGCGGCAGUCGGCCACGGCCACGCUCCUGGCCGAGUGGCUCCAGCUCGCGACCGCGGGCGAUACUUCCCACGCCCUCUCUGGACUGAUCCACGCAGUGCACCACCCAUCGCUGAAGACACACCCGAAUCAUGCUGUUGCUAUAGUGCCUCGGCAUGCCUUUGGCCAGAUGUUCUUGAAUCCAGCUCAGAAGUAUUCUGACCGUCCGAAACCUAAGCAGCAAGCUCGAGUAGUGUCUACGAUGUGUUGGUGUUCCCGGUUCGGUUGGGUUUGGCAGAACACCGGCCCUCUCUCCACACCUACUCCUCCAUACAGUGUACAUUGUAUGUGUGCGUGCUCGAGUUGA